AUGGAUUACGACGACGACGUGAUCUACGGGUCCUCGAUGCCCCCGGCGUCUUCGCGCUCCAACAGCCGGCCGCCCCGUGCACGCUGCCAACCUCCACAGGAGUCGGUCAGGCAGUUCUGGGAGCAAUUCAACACCAAGUACCCGGGGAAGGUGUACACGGUGUUGCCAGACAAUCCGUACGCACGGACGCGGGCCAAGCGGGUACCCAACGGAGUGAUUGAGGGCCACGAGGCCGUCAAAUCGUACGAGCAGGCACGGCGUGAAUGCGAGAAGUCGGUUGAGCGCAUUGUCAAGGAGUGUGAGCGCGUGAACCAGAAAUACACGGAUCCGCACUUUGACAUCGAGGUCGAUCUCAAGUCGCAGCGGCGCCAUUAUCUAGAUGGCCUCGAUAAAGUCAAUGAGGAGAUGAGGCCGCGUGGAGUGAAGCGGGUGACGGAAAUCUUCGAGAAACCCCAGUUCUUUGUCAAUGGGCCGACGGCAUCAGAUGUGCGCCAGGGCCAUGAUGGAGACUGCUGGCUCAUGGCUGCACUGUGCACGAUGGGCAACAAGGAGGGCCUGAUCGAGAAGAUGUGCGUUGCCCGCGAUGAGAAGAUCGGCAUCUAUGGGUUUGUUUUCUAUCGGGACGGCGAAUGGCAGCAGUGCAUCGUUGACGACAAACUGUAUCUGCGUGCCGCCGAUUAUGAUGAAUCGGUGGAUGAGCGACCUAUCUGGGACGACAUCAAUCGCACCGACACUGAGGAAGAGUACCGCCGAGUCUGGCAGACCGGGUCUCGGGCGCUGUACUUUGCGCAGUGCGUGGAUGAAAAUGAAACCUGGCUACCUCUCCUGGAAAAAGCAUUCGCCAAAGCCCAUGGUGACUACUCCGCGAUUGAGGGUGGCUUUGUUGGCGAAGCCAUCGAGGAUCUGACCGGUGGUGUGACGUCCGAGGUUCUGUCCAGCAACAUCCUGGAUAAGGACCGUUUCUGGAACGAGGAGCUCAUGAAGGUCAACGAGGAAUUUCUCUUUGGAUGCGGGACAGGCCUGUUUUCCAACUGGUUAGACCCCAAGUACCGUGGUCCUCCGCGAGAUCGAAAGGGGAUCUCAGAGGACCAUUCGUACUCGAUCAUGGAAGCCCGGGAGAUUGACGGUCAUCGCUUGUUGCGGUUGAGAAAUCCUUGGGGCAGGAAAGAGUGGCAUGGCGCCUGGGGCGAUGGGUCCAAGGAAUGGACUCCAGAAUGGAUGGAACGACUUGGUCACAAAUUUGGCAACGAUGGCUUCUUCUGGAUCUCCUACCGCGAUCUCCUUCGGAAAUACCAGCACUUCGACCGGACGCGCCUUUUUGGACCUGAAUGGACAAUCACGCAGCAAUGGACAACGUUGAAUGUCCCGUGGUCUGCCGACUACCACAGCACGAAGUUUAUGAUGAAUGUCACCAAGAGUGGCCCGGUCGUCAUUGUCCUAUCACAGCUUGACACGCGCUAUUUCAAAGGACUAGUCGGCGAGUACAGCUUUGUACUCAAGUUCCGCCUCCAAAAAGAAGGAGAAGAAGACUACCUGGUGCGCAGUCACAACAGCCACUUUAUGGGCCGAUCAGUCAACGCAGAGAUCGCACUGGACCCAGGCCGCUACCACGUUCUGAUGAAAAUCACCGCCUUCCGACACGAGGACGUGGAGUCGACCGAGGAGAUAGUGCGCCGGCUCGCCUCAGUCCGACGAGAGAAGCUCGUGCAGGUCGGGCUCUCGUACGAUCUCGCACAUGCCAAGGGGCUAGUGGGCGAGACAGAGCAGGAGCGAACAGAGCAGGAGCGACACAAGGCGGCAAACCGCAAGAAGCUGCGCGACGAGGCCAAGAAGCGGCUUCAGAAGGAAUGGAUUCGGGAACGGAAACUGGCAGCGCGACAGCAGCGCAUGGCGGGCCGACGCGCGGGCCGUAUGCCCAACGGUACCUCGCACGAGCGCAGUCCCGAGCGCGGACCUAUUCCAGGACAAAUGUUCACUGAUAAACCGGUCCAAUCACCCACAGACAUGGGAAGCAUUUCUAGUGAGAGUAGUGACCGCCGGCCGGUCACUGCCAACGGUUCCGUCCCGACUAUCCAGUUCAACGGCCUGCAUAUGCGCCAUGCGAGCGGAUCUCGUCAUCGCAGAACCGACUCUCCGCGCCCCAGUCUGGAUACUCGCUUGGCUACGGACGGCCUGGAUCUCAGCGACUUGGAGUUGCUGGACGGGUUCGAAUUCGACAGUGACCUGGACAUGCCACCCGAUGACCCCGACGCAAAGAACCAGUCACAGUUCUCGGAGCUCGACGGACCGGCUGCUGAUCCAUGGAACGCAGUGUGCGUCGUCGGGCUGCGAGUUUACUCCAAGGAUCCCAAGCUCAGCCUGGAGGUCGUGCGGCCUGUGCCUGAGAAUGAGGUCGAGGCUCCUCUGGAUCGAGACGAUCCGGCGGCGUCUGCAACCAUUGAGAAGGUCUCUUGGAACAGUCGCAUUCCGAUCUAA
Penicillium alfredii is the source of this 2475-nucleotide messenger RNA. RefSeq lists its product as uncharacterized. Gene Ontology annotation, molecular function: calcium-dependent cysteine-type endopeptidase activity. Bases 1 to 2475 code for a protein of 824 amino acids. Gene Ontology annotation, cellular component: cytoplasm. Gene Ontology annotation, biological process: proteolysis. The transcript is spliced from 6 exons. Lineage: Eukaryota; Fungi; Ascomycota; Eurotiomycetes; Eurotiales; Aspergillaceae. The record is from RefSeq and is a predicted model, not a curated record.